ACCUACGAAUAAAAUUGCUUUUUUAGUCAGUCGCUAGUCGCUACGCUUCUUCUCUGUUCUUGUGAAAGGUUUAAGCUCAUUGAUGGGGUCAUGGGGGCGUAUUAAUGCAUGUUAUCUCCCUCUUUACUUUCCUCUUUCUCUGUAACAAAGCAACUCAAAUUCUUUUCAUCUUUCAAUAUUUCGAAAGCCCACAACUUUAUUCCUUAGAUCUGCCGCGUUUUUUCUUCAAAGCUUUGAUUUUUUUUUUGCCGUCGCCGUGGCCACCGGAAAAGCCAUUGUUUUCGAUUGUGAAAGUAAGUUCGAUUGUAAAACUGGUUUUGGGUUGAGCGGUUGCGACAAUGACGAUCAAGGUGUUACAGAGGGAUAAGGAUUCCGAGAAAAUCUUAUGGGAUCAGGUGAAGAGCCCUUCAUCCGGCACGCCUCGCUCGAUUUCGGGCUCGCAGAAUCGAGCCAUGGCGAAAUUUAUGGUUUGGUUAAUUCUAUUUGUAUCCGCUACCUAUGUGGUGUAUACUCUCAAGCUGGUUUCUAGUUCCAAAGCCUGCAACGACGACGUUUUCCCUCACCGACAUAGCGCCGCCUUGCCUAUUCGCCGGCAAAUCAACUCCACAGUGGAGCCGUACGCGGCUUUAGGAGAAACGGGGAUUCGGAAAAGUGAGAAAACGGGGUUGGAGCAUAUAGUGUUCGGCAUUGCGGCGUCGGCGAAGCUGUGGGACAAGCGGAAGAAUUACACGAAGCUGUGGUGGAAGCCGGAGGAGAAAAUGAGGGGGAUAGUGUGGCUAGACAAGGCGGUGAAGAAAGCGAAAGGGGAAGAUUCAUCGCUCCCGGAAUUGAGAAUCUCCGAGGACACUUCCCGGUUCGCGUACAAGAACCGGCAGGGCCACCGGUCCGCCAUCCGGAUUUCGCGGAUCGUGUCGGAGACUCUCCGAUUGGGGAUGGAGAAUGUGCGGUGGUUCGUGAUGGGGGACGACGAUACCGUUUUUGUGACUGAUAAUUUGGUUAGGAUUUUGAACAAGUAUGAUCACAAUCAGUUUUACUAUAUUGGGAGUUCCAGUGAGAGCCAUUUGCAGAACAUUUACUUUUCUUAUAGUAUGGCUUAUGGGGGUGGUGGCUUUGCCAUUAGCUACCCAUUGGCUAAAGCUCUUGACAAAUUGCAAGAUAGGUGCAUUCAGAGAUACCCUGGGCUCUAUGGCUCCGAUGAUAGAAUGCAAGCUUGUAUGUCUGAACUCGGUGUUCCACUCACCAAAGAACUUGGCUUCCACCAGUAUGAUGUAUACGGAAACUUAUUUGGGUUGCUAGCGUCACAUCCGGUGACACCAUUGGUCACGUUGCACCAUCUGGAUGUGGUGGAACCUAUCUUUCCCAAUGUUACACGAGUGCAAGCUUUACAGCGGCUUCUAAUUCCGGCGAACCUUGACUCGGCUGGUAUUAUGCAACAAUCCAUAUGCUAUGACAAAGCAAGGAGUUGGACAAUCUCUGUUUCGUGGGGCUUUGCAGUUCAAAUUUUUCGUGGGGUGUUGUCUCCCCGUGAAAUAGAAAUGCCAUCGAGGACCUUCUUAAAUUGGUACAAGAGAGCAGAUUAUACAGCCUAUGCUUUUAACACGAGGCCCGUAAUGAGGAACCCAUGCCAAAGGCCUUUUGUCUUUUAUUUGUCAAGUGCAAAAAUGGAUCCUUUGGGUAAUCAAACGGUCAGCAAGUAUACUCGUCAUCGAGUUCCUCAUCCCGCGUGCAAAUGGAAAAUGGCACAACCGUCUGAAAUUGAGAAAAUAGAGGUUUAUAAGAAGCCCGAUCCACAUUUAUGGGAUAGAUCUCCGAGGAGGAACUGCUGCAGAGUCUUAAAGUCCGAGGGAAAAAACAUGGUGCUGGAUGUGGGUGUAUGUAGGGAAGAUGAGGUCAGUGAAAUAUGAUAAUCCGAAAUUUUGAGCGCCAUUAGUUUUCAAGGGCAAAUUUUCUCCGUCAACUCCUGUGGGUAUCUCUCUUCAUUCAUUAAAUUUUCCUUGCUGAGAUUUUUCUCAGGUUUCCCAAACUAGCCCCCAGGCACUGCCACUAGUAUAGGGAGAAAUGAAUUAGUUUAGCAUAUAUUCUAUCUGUAUACUUGUAAUAUUUAUUAAGACGAUUAGUGCAGUGUAGGCUUCUGGAUUCUCUCUAUUUUUUUUACCCCCCUUGUUGGGUUAUGCACUCCAAUUUUCAUCUCUGUUCAAAGGUCAAGAGUGCUAAAGUGGUCUUAGUCUCUACUUUCAUUUGGUUUUAAAGAGUGUUUACAUAGUUAUAUCAAACUCGAGAGAGUCGGUUUUAAAGAGUUCUUACAUAGUUAUUUCAAACUCGAGAUGAACUCACUCUCUGGUGACUGGCGAGGUAUAUACAACAAUGCCACGCGUAUGUGAGGUACGUUAUUCCUGUGCAGGAACCUGUUAUUUGACUUGUUGUAUAGUCUUCUUCUCCUGUGUUUAGUGAUGGCCAAGUACUUGUGGUCCUGCAUAAAUUGAUGCAAUUUCUCUGGUCUGUUGGUCAUGUUAUUAGUUAUUACCAUAUUGAAUACAUCCCGUGAUUUAUAAUUA
This is a messenger RNA of Ipomoea triloba (trilobed morning glory), 2555 nucleotides long. RefSeq lists its product as uncharacterized. The transcript has 3 exons. Gene Ontology annotation, molecular function: acetylglucosaminyltransferase activity. The record is from RefSeq and is a predicted model, not a curated record. Lineage: Eukaryota; Viridiplantae; Streptophyta; Magnoliopsida; Solanales; Convolvulaceae. Bases 339 to 1904 code for a protein of 521 amino acids.